AUGGUAACAAUUUUGGUUAUAGCCAUUGCUUUGUAUAUUAUGUAUAUUAAGGGCUACUGCUGUUGGAGAAACAACGCCUUGGCACACGUCGAAACUGUUCCCGACUUGAAAACUUACCAUCAACAGCAGCAACCUUCUACUCCGUCUGUUAUACUAAAACGAGUUAAAACUAAUUGCAUUGAUGUAAGCUAUGCCGAUCGAAAUAGUGGCCAAAGAGAUAGGAAUACCAAAAUGGCAGUAAACGAUCCUACAACACAACCAUCCUCAAAAUUACAAGAUAUUCUCUCUUACGAACGAAGUGUCACUAAUAGACCGUCCGAAUCAAGUGUCCAAUUUGUUAAUAAUUCUUAUCCAUUACCGGCUGUGGGCUAUACCGUAGUCAGAGCUCAGCCAAUUUCAAGAUCAAAUCAAACCAUAUCACCACUAGAUCAAUCUAGAUAUCGCAGUAAAAGUGCAGAUUAUAUUCAAACUCACAAAGUACGACGAGGAAAUAAGCACAAAGAAUGUAAAAGCUUACAGUCGUCAAAAUUCAAGACUUCUGUUAGUGAUUAUGAAGUCAUUAAAUUAAGCCAAUCUCAGAAUAUUCCGCAGCAAGUAUUUAAUCAUUCAAUCAGCUGCAACGAAAGCCCAUCGACCAACAAAUUUACAAGGUCUUCCACUCAAGUUCAAUAUAAUAAAGACAAAAAAUCCCAUCCAAGCGUAUUUGAUUCCUCCUUUAAAGCCAAUUCAAGCAAUUUAUCAUCGGUUGACGAGAUAGAACAAGAAAUGAGUGACUUCGAUCACGAUUCUGGUCGAAUAGAUGUAGGAACGAUAGAAUUAUCUGUUAUUUAUAACUCAUUGCAUAAUCAACUACGCGUAACUGUAAUUAAAGCAACAAGAUUGCAAGCUAAACAAAACGAUGGAAAAGAUACCAUUAAUCCUUACGUUAAGAUUAGCUUACUACCUGGUAGAAAGCAUAAGCAGCGUAGCCAAGUUAAACGUAAAACAUUUAAUCCUCAGUUUAAUCAAACUCUCAUUUUGCGGCGCGUUUCGCUUGAUGUCCUAAAUCGUUCAAUACUUUACGUUGCGGUAUACGAUUUUGAUCACUUUCUGAAGCAUGAUCUAAUUGGAGAGGUUUUUAUUCCGUUAAAUGAUAAUAAUAAGUUGCGUGGUACCAUAUCGUCCUACAAUUUAAGAACCAAAAAGUACCAUUUGCUACAACGUGAUUGUGGAGAAAUUUGCAUUGCUUUAUUAAAUCAGACUGUGUCUGGGCAUAUUUUAAUUACAAUUUUAAAGGCUCACAAUCUGCCACCUUCAACUGCCACCAAUGCAGCAGAUACUUACGUCAAGAUUUACGUAUUAUGUGAUGGUAGAAGAUUGUGUAAGAAGAAAACUCGUAUUAUCAGAAAUUCGUUGAAUCCAGUUUUUAAUCAACAGUUUGCAGUAAAAAUUGAAACACAACAGCUGGAACGAACUACUACAAUUAUAGUAUUAGCUUGCUAUGAUCGAUUCAUGCGAAGCAAUAACAUUGGUCAAGUAGUAUUGAGCUUGUCAAGAAAAGGUCUAGAAAGGGAACAUUGGUAUGAUGUCAUAAAUUCACCCCAUAGACAAUCAGCUAUUUGGCAUAAGCUACAUCGUUAG
Molecule: messenger RNA, 1620 nt
Organism: Trichoplax adhaerens
Lineage: Eukaryota; Metazoa; Placozoa; Uniplacotomia; Trichoplacea; Trichoplacidae
Gene: Sytwll
Product: synaptotagmin with longer linker
Exons: 3
Coding region: 1-1620 (539 amino acids)
Biological process (GO): calcium-ion regulated exocytosis; vesicle fusion; regulation of dopamine secretion
Cellular component (GO): axon; synapse
Molecular function (GO): calcium ion binding; clathrin binding; SNARE binding
Source: RefSeq, a predicted model, not a curated record